This is a messenger RNA of Vespula pensylvanica (western yellowjacket), 6619 nucleotides long. RefSeq names its product potassium voltage-gated channel unc-103 (gene sei). Gene Ontology annotation, cellular component: membrane. Gene Ontology annotation, molecular function: inward rectifier potassium channel activity. The transcript is spliced from 26 exons. Bases 1747 to 6288 code for a protein of 1513 amino acids. Gene Ontology annotation, biological process: membrane repolarization during action potential; potassium ion transmembrane transport. Lineage: Eukaryota; Metazoa; Arthropoda; Insecta; Hymenoptera; Vespidae. The record is from RefSeq and is a predicted model, not a curated record.
UAAUUAUUAUAAUAAAAUUAUAAAAACAAAGAAUACACGCGCAAGGACGAAGAAGAAAGCGAGAGAACGACGACGACGACAAAAGCGACAACGCAACGAGGAUAAACAGUUUUGAAAUCGUUCGAUUCGAUCGACGAAAAUUCUUUAAAUACGCGUACGUGUUUCGUAAUAAAAGUUAGCCGAUUUCAAAAGAUUCGUUAAUCUCGUGGAAAUGUCCGAAUCAUGCGCUUCUUCUUCGAGGCUAUUACAGCGUGUAACAUCUUCCGAUCGGCGAAAGACUGACGAGGUCCGAAAGCCGACAAAGUCGAAUACCGAUCGAAUAUAUUUCCCUCGCGUGUUAACGUCUUAUCGAAAAGGAAAUAAUCACUUGCCGUAUCUUACGACUCGUUCGCGAGGUUUUCCUCGUUCCUACGGCUGCUUUAACGUCGAUACAUUAAUUAAGAUCGGAUUCGAAUCGAAUAGAACGAAUUGAAUGGAAGAGGAAUUCAAUAUCGUUCGAUAAUGAAGAGAAUUUCGACGAUGUAUUUUAGAAUUUCGUCGUGUCGUGCGUGGACUCGAAUAGAAAGAAAAUACUUAUCUAAUCUUGAUUGGUAAUUGUAUGAAAAAGAAAAAAAAAGUGAUCUUAAGAAAUCGAGAUCAGUGGAUCAUUCACGGUGAGAACGGAACGAACAUAGAUAGAUAGAGAAAGAGAAAGAGAGAGAGAGAGAGAGAGAGAGAGAAAGAGAGAGAGAGUAUACAACUAUAAAUAGAUGUUUUCUCGCUUAGAGGAUCAGUCUUAAAAGUUAAAGAAAGAAGAAGUGAGAUAGAGAUAGAUAGACGGACAGAUAGAUAGAUAGAUAGAUACAUAGAGAGAGAGAGAGAGAGAGUGUAAGAGAGAAAGAUAGAGAUAGAGAAUACUUCUAAGAAAAUACACGCACGGCGACCAACACGACCUUGUCCGAGUGUCCUUGCUUCAGACGAAGGAUCAUAAGUCAACAGAAAAGACGGGCAGCAAGGUGGUGCGACCUUUGGUAUAUCUAAACAACAGAAAUAGCGGAAGCGAAUCGGAUCGAAGUUGGGUCGAGCGAUCGAGUCUUCUUGGAGUGCAAGCAAGUGUUGAAGAGCAAGAGAACGUUCUCUCAAGAGUCAAGCAGCUAGAGUGACGGAAGGAGAGAGAGAGAGAGAGAGAGAGAGAGAGGGAAAGAGAAAGAGAGAGAACGACAGACUCGAGUGAAACUUACCUCUUUCGGUGCAUUUUUUUCUUCUUCUCGUUUUUCUCCGCCCUCUUCUCCCAUUUUUUUCCCCUCUCGCCUCUUCUUUUUCACCUUCAUUUCCCAAGUACAACGAUAUUUAAAAAAAUUCGAAAGAGCCUGUACGAACAACGUUCUUCGAUUUUAAUCGAUUCGAUCGGUACUUGCUUUGUCGUUUCUUUCGAAUAAUUUUCUUUUUUUUUCUCUCUCUCUUUUUUUUUUUUUUCAUCUUAGUAUCAAAUCCUUCUCCUUCUUCUUCUGUCUUUUGAAGGUUUCGCGCGGGUGUGUUGAAUUUUUCUUUUUUCCUUUAGUGCUAUAAUAGUGUCCACAGAAACUGUUUGUUACUAUUCCUACACAGAAAAAAUAUAUAUAUAUGUGUGUGUUAUAUAUAUAUAUUAUAUAUAUAUAUAUAUAAACGGUAGAUAUUAAUUACCGAUACAAGAGGCCUGAUAGUCUCUCUCCGAGAAAAGAACGCCGAACGUUUUCGUCUACCCAGAUAUCUGGGAAUCAUCCUGAGAUGCCUGUUAGACGAGGUCACGUGGCGCCCAGGACAACGAUCAUCGAGACCAUCAUUAGGAAGUUUGAUACUCACGAUCGAAGUUUUUUAGUGGCGAACGCUCAGCAAGGACUAUGCCACAUAAUCUACUGCUCGGACGGUUUUUGCCGGCUGACGGGUUUCUCCAGGGCGGAAGUGAUGCAAAGACCAGCGGUCUGCGAAUUUCUCCACGGACCGAUGACGUCACCGCAUGCGGUUGCAGCCCUACGCGACGCUCUCGCUGCGGGCGUCGAGAAGCACUUCGAGAUACUCUACUACAGGAAAGAUGGAACCAAAUUCCUCUGCAGCGAGGUGAUAGCAUUGAUAAGGAGCGAGGUGGACGAUAUUUGCCUGCAAAUCAUAAACUUCGAGGAUCUGAGCUCACAGCCUCCACCACAAGCUGCGAUUCCACCACCGAGUCAGGCCAACAACAGGCUUGUUACGCGCUUCGACAGGGCAAGGGCGUCCUUUCGCGCUGGCCUCUCGAGGACCGGUGUCGUUGGUCCACCGAGGGUCAGAAAUCGGCCAAGAACGACGAGCAACUUACCUCAUCGAGUCGCGGAUGGGACCAUCCUCGACGAGGACGCCUCUGAGAACUGCCCGCUAACAUGUGGUUCACCCACAAUGAUGGAAUCUUGGGGUCCAGGGAGGACUGGUACACCACCUCCCACCCUGCCGGUACCGCCAGCUGGAAGCAACAAUGGCGGUGCUACAUCAGCGGCGACUGCAAAUGUUGUACAGCCGAGUACUACAGCUCCCAUUGCAAGUCCCGAGGGUGUAAGCGACGUCUCACAGAAGUCGGGAAUAUGGGAGGGUCCGAAUUCGUCGGCCGGUGGAGUUACGGAAGGAGGACCUUCUCGAAGUGUUUCUCACGCGGCAAGUUUAGAUGCAAUUUCGAGAAAGGCCGUAAAACCGGAUACGACGAGGGCGCCAUGUCGCAGUCUUACCUGCAGCGUUUUAGCAGGCAGAGGUAGCGAACACGUCACCCUCGAGCGAAGGCCAGCAACAGUCGAUAACCUCACCGAAGCAGCGAAACAUUCGAAAAUCUUCCCGGGUGUUGCUUCUGAGAGUGAUCUACAAAAAUGGAGAACGUCCAAGGAUCGAAAAUCACCUUCUCUCAGCCAAAUGGGACCGGAUUCUAUCAAACACAAAUUCUCUCUGCAGGACAACGGCUCGGCGAAAUAUUUUCAAGGAGCCAUGCACACGCCAAAUAUGGGUGAAAAAGUUGCACAGGUGUUGUCCCUCGGCGCGGACGUCCUUCCCGAGUACAAACUACAAUCGCCUCGAAUCCACAAGUGGACCAUAUUACAUUACUCGCCCUUCAAAGCGGUCUGGGAUUGGGUGAUACUACUUCUCGUAAUGUACACAGCCAUAUUCACGCCAUACGUCGCCGCCUUCGUGCUGUCCGAGCCGGAUUAUAACAGCAAGAAGAACAAGAAAUACGGUGACGACCCGAUCGUCAUCAUAGACUUUAUAGUCGACGUCACAUUCAUCGUGGACAUCAUCAUAAAUUUUCGCACGACUUUCGUCAACAGUAACGAUGAAGUGGUGUCGCAUCCUGGAAAGAUAGCCGUCCAUUACUUGAAGGGUUGGUUCAUCAUCGACUUGGUGGCCGCAAUACCCUUCGACCUUCUACUCGUUGGCUCUGAUACGGACGAGCUCGGCUUGGACAAGGACGAGACGACGACCUUGAUCGGACUUCUCAAGACCGCACGUCUUCUACGCUUGGUUAGGGUGGCCAGAAAAAUCGACAGAUACAGCGAAUACGGAGCCGCGGUUUUGCUCCUUUUAAUGGCCAGUUUCGCACUCAUUGCACAUUGGAUGGCCUGUAUAUGGUAUGCCAUAGGAAAUGCGGAAAGGCCGACUCUGAAGAGUAAAGUCGGUUGGUUGGAUAUUCUAGCCAACGAUACUCAUCAAUUUUAUUUUCACAACAAUACAGGUGGACCGAGUAUAAAGAGUCGUUAUAUAACAGCACUCUAUUUCACAUUCAGCAGUUUAACGUCCGUCGGUUUUGGUAACGUUGCACCCAACACAGACGCCGAAAAGAUAUUUACUAUUAUCGUUAUGCUGAUAGGAUCUCUAAUGUACGCCAGUAUCUUUGGAAACGUAUCGGCGAUCAUACAAAGAUUGUACAGUGGUACAGCAAGAUAUCAUACGCAAAUGCUCAGGGUUAGAGAGUUCAUAAGAUUCCAUCAAAUACCAAAUCCACUUCGACAACGUUUGGAAGAAUAUUUUCAACAUGCCUGGACGUAUACCAACGGGAUAGAUAUGAACAGCGUACUCAAAGGAUUCCCCGAGUGCCUUCAGGCUGACAUUUGUCUUCAUCUCAAUAGAAAUUUGUUAAACAAUUGUAGAGCCUUCGAGGGAGCUAGUCCAGGUUGUUUAAGAGCAUUAUCUUUAAAAUUCAAAACGACGCAUGCACCACCCGGGGAUACAUUGGUCCAUCGCGGAGACGUCUUGACGUCCCUUUACUUUAUAUCACGUGGAAGUAUAGAAAUUUUAAAGGACGACAUCGUAAUGGCCAUACUCGGGAAGGACGACAUAUUUGGUGAAAAUCCUUGUAUUUAUCCAACAGUUGGGAAGUCCUCGUGCAACGUUCGUGCUUUGACCUAUUGCGAUCUUCAUAAGAUACACAGAGACGAUUUACUCGACGUUUUGGCACUUUAUCCUGAAUUUUCAAAUCACUUCAGUCAAAAUCUAGAGAUUACGUUUAAUAUGCGAGAUGAAGAACAAGCCGGCGUAGAUCCAAUGUCAGCAAGGUUUCCUGUCAGCACUCCAACCGACGUCGACGUCGACGCCAGGAGAUUCGCCUUCCGUCCACCAAGAUACCGUCGAGGACCUGGAGGAGGUCCUGGCACCAAUCUUAUCCCUACCGGUCGACAAGAUUCCUUGCAGGACGAUCAAGAAGACUACGACAAAAGUAGCGGCCACGGUAUUCUCGAAUUUAGUACCGACAAAGCUGGCCAAGAUGUGACGCCAUUAAAUUUGGAAUUCGAUGAACCGAAGCAAAGGAGUUCAACUUUGAACUCCAUUACCGGCAUGCUAACCCAUCUCAAGCGCAGUAUUCCGGACCUACGUCAGCACAAGAUUCAUCUGCAGCCUCUAACGAGUCAUGAUUACCUCGCCAAACAGAUGACAACGCCGUUGACUAAACAAACACGUAGAAGUUCUGCCACUGGUGAAAGCUGCCUCAGUCAAAACGCUAUACACCCAACGUCGACUACAUCCAGUCAUUAUACGACUCCCUCGCCACCUCAACAUCCUCAUUCUCAUGGCGACUUUCAAAGUGGACCUGGACGACCUAUAGAAGAAAUAAAUGCUAGGAUAGAUCAAUUGUCGAAACAAGUGACGUCAUUGGAACACUCGAUGACGGGUGACAUAAGAUUGAUACUUACGUUGCUCCAACAGACUCUUAAUUCCUCAAGGGAGAGUUCUAGCAUCGAAAUGAUGCCUGGAACUGCACCAGCAGGUUCGGCUAGGCAAACCGGUAGAGCACCCGCACUCGUUCAAAGAUCAGCCAGCGAGCCCCAACCACCAACAACUCCAGCCAUUUCGAAUAAUGGAAACGGAAAGAUCCAACCUAGCACGUCUCAUGGAUUAUUUAGCUUUCUUUCGAAAUCCCUGGAUCAGUUGCAUUUGAUUUCGGCGUCUUUUAUUUUGGAAAAAUUGGACAAGUUCCGAAGUUCUAGCGUUUCACGAAGGAUUUCGACUUUUUGGAUUUGGAGAAACAAGCAACGUAUCUUAAAAACUGCCGAUGGUGUAGGAGACUUUCGACACGGAAAACUUGUUAGACCACCAACAAGGGAACCAAUGUCGACAUCAUCGGGAACAUCGAGACUUACAAUGACGUCGGAUACGUCGGCGUUGGCGACGGCCCUGCAGGCAGCAUUGAACGGAAGAGCGGCACCAACGAGAUCACAGAGUCAGCCGGUAGACUUGGCAGUACCUACGACCACCCAACAGGCUCAUCAGCCACACGCUUGGCACAGCCAGCCUGCGGCAUUUAGAAGAGGAGAGUUUAGGAGCGGGUAUGUGUGCAUUAGGUACAGCUCGUUCAACAAACGAUCCGAGCCGGAAGGCGAGGAUCCUUGGACUUGCGUUGUUUCGGUACAAGAACCAAGAGGAGGAAGUUCGCAGAGACCUCGUAGCGGUGAUUCACGUAAGGAUUCAUCCUCGAAUCAUCGUUGUCCGAACGAUCAACAACAAAGGGGAACGGAAAAUGGUGUUAGACAUGUAAUAGCGACAUUACCAGGAGCAACGACGACAACGACGCCGACGAUGACGACGACGACGACGGCAGUAGGAUUAAGCGGUGUUGGUUUAGGUCAACAACAAUCGACCGGUGGAAGUGGAGGAGGUACGAAUGGUAAUGGACAAGAUGGCGUCGUCGUCCAAUCGGCGGGUCAACGUCAAGAAUCGUCGAGACAAACUAGCGAAGAUAUAUCGUGGGAAUUCACGAUAAACGAGGCACCAAUAGCAAGACUGGAAUCGUUGGACGAGCUCGAUCAAGAUCAUGGUAGUUAAGGCAAAAAUCUUAUAAAAGGAGUUAUGAAUUCGGACCACAGAGACGACGACGACGACGACGUGCUGUUAUGGAUCUGAAGCUGUUUGAGCUUCUAACUCGCUACAACCAAAGAGAGAUGAAUAGACAGAGAGAUAGAGAGAGGAGAGAGAGAGAGAGAGAGAGAGAGAGAGAGAGAAAUAGAUAGAUAGAUAGAUAGAGAAAGAGAGAGAGGAAGAGAGAAUCGCGUUCCCUUAAUUCGAAACUCGCUUUUGCUUUUUUCUCACAGAAAACGAAUUUUUACGAAUGACCGAUCAUUGAAAUGAGACAGCGCAAUGACAAAUAAGAACACAC